Molecule: messenger RNA, 1371 nt
Organism: Tarenaya hassleriana
Lineage: Eukaryota; Viridiplantae; Streptophyta; Magnoliopsida; Brassicales; Cleomaceae
Product: chlorophyllase-1
Exons: 2
Coding region: 133-1092 (319 amino acids)
Biological process (GO): chlorophyll catabolic process
Molecular function (GO): chlorophyllase activity
Source: RefSeq, a predicted model, not a curated record
GCCGUCUCUCUGGUUUAUUGUUUACCCUUUUCAUCACGUGACAAUAUAAUACGAGUGUGGAAACUUUAUAAAUUAAAACAGAGGCAACUCUCGAGAGACACGGAAACACACACAAAGAUAAAGAGAGAUAGAAUGGGCGAGGAGAGUGAGAGGUUGGGGUCUUCGGCAUUCGAGCCAGGCAGCCUCCCGACCACGGUGAUAAAGGCAGAUCCGUCGCGGGAAGACCCAGUCUCGCCACCGAAGCCGGUGAUGAUCGUUGCUCCGACGGUCGCCGGAACUUACCCCGUCGUCUUCUUCUUCCACGGCUUCUAUCUCCGCAACUACUUCUACUCCGAUGUCCUUUCCCACGUCGCUUCUCAUGGUUUCAUUCUCGUCGCUCCCCAGCUGUGCAAGCUGUUGCCGCCGGGAGGGCAGGUGGAAGUGGAUGAUGCCGGAAAAGUGAUAAACUGGGCGCCCAAGUACCUUAAGAGUCUGCUCCCGGGGUCGGUGAAGCCGAGCGGCGAAGACACCUCCCUCGUCGGCCACAGUCGCGGCGGUAAAACCGCGUUUGCGGUUGCGUUAGGGCACGCCAGCACUCUGGACCCGUCCACAAAGUUCUCGGCCCUUGUGGGAAUCGAUCCGGUGGCUGGAAGCAACGUGUGCAUGAGGACACAGCCGCAUAUACUGACCUACGAACCGGAGUCGUUCGAGCUGGACAUGCCGGUGGCGGUGGUGGGGACGGGAUUGGGCCCACUCUGGAAGACAAAGCCGCCGUCGCCGCCGUGUGCGCCGGACGGAGUGAACCACAAGGAGUUCUUCAACGAGUGCAGGCCAACACGUGCGCAUUUCGUGGCGGCGGAUUACGGACACAUGGAUAUGUUGGACGAUGAUCUGGAGGGUGCGGUGGGGUAUCUGGCAGGUUGUUUGUGCAAGAAGGGGAAGCUGGACAAGAGCGGUAUGAGGAGAUUCGUAGGGGGGAUAGUGGUGGCGUUCUUGAAGUACAGUGUGUUUGGGGACAAGUCGGAGAUCAAUAGCAUCGUUAAGGAUCCUUCCCUUUCUCCGGCGAGGAUCGAUCCUCCCCCUCAGUUCCACGAAGCUUCCUCUUUCGUUUGAGUGCUUGUCUUCCAGUUUGUAACCCGAUGCCGUUGCUCUUCUUAAUUAGUUGAAUAUGAACGUUUUAUCACACAAACAAUGUUCAAGAGCACACACUUUCCAUGAUUUGAUCGAAUCGGUAAAUCAGGCGGGGGUUUGCAAGUAUGAUAAAGGCGUGAGAGGAAGAGAGAGCUGUGUGUUUUGUGAAGAAUCUUGAGGGGUGGGCCAAUUCAUGCCGACAUUAAAACCUAUGAUUUGUUCGUUGGCAGACUGGUCCCCCUUCCCUCUCUACGUCCGAAU